AUGGCGCUCUUCCCCCUCCGUCUUCAAAUCAACUACGAGGAGGAGCAGAAUGUGCUCAAAGAGUUUUUCAAGAACUUCAAAUCCAGCCAGUCUGCCUCCGAGGCCUCUGCGACCGAAGCGAUUUCGGGUCUCAACAUUGACGAAGAUGAUAUUGAUGCGCUAGAUGAAAUGGACGAGGAUGGCGAAGAGAAUGGACGCACAACGAGGGAACGACGAGAACCGAAGCUCAAGUAUAUGGCGCUAUUGCAAGAGGUUGCAGACCGAACAAAGAAUCACAUCGUCAUAGAAUUGGAUGACUUGGAUAAAUUCCUGAAAUCAGCACCCGAAGGGCCACAUUCGGACCUUGCAGAACGAAUUACAAAUAAUGCGAAGCGAUACAUUGAUGUGAUUUCCGAGGCGAUUGAUGAGAUAAUGCCCAAGGAGAGCGCAGAAGUAACAUUUAAAAAUGAUGUAAUUGAUGUCAUAGUUUCCCAGCGUGGACGACGAAAUGAUGCUAUGAACAUGGCCUUGGAAGCAGACCUGGAUGUCGGCAUGCAGCCAUCAACAUUUCCACCAGAGCUUACUAGGAGAUACACUCUUAAUAUCAAGCCAAUUACUACAUCCGGAUCAAGCAGCGACCCAAAAGCUAAAGCUUUUGCGGUCAGAGAUGUCCGUGGAGCACAGCUCGGAAAACUAAUCACAGUUCGGGGCAUCACCACCAGAGUCUCUGACGUUAAACCCUCAGUUAAGAUCAAUGCAUAUACCUGUGAUCGCUGUGGCUCUGAAGUAUUCCAGCCGAUCACCACAAAACAAUUCCUUCCACUGACUGAAUGUUUGUCGGACGAAUGCAAAAAGAACAACAGCAAGGGCCAGCUUUUCCUCUCCACUCGUGCGUCAAAGUUUGUCCCAUUCCAGGAGGCCAAGAUUCAGGAGAUGGCAGACCAGGUGCCUAUUGGGCACAUCCCCCGUACGUUGACAGUACACUUGAUGGGUAGUCUGGUUAGACAGUUGAAUCCAGGAGACAAUGUUGAUAUUGCUGGAAUUUUCCUUCCGACUCCAUACACUGGUUUCCGCGCCAUCAAGGCUGGCCUCCUCACCGACACCUAUCUCGAAGCCCAGCAUAUCACCCAACACAAAAAGGCCUACGAUCAUCUUGUAAUGGACCCGGUAACCCUGAGAAAGAUUACCAGGCACGCAAGCUCGGGUAAUAUGUACGAGUAUCUCUCGCGUUCGAUAGCACCCGAGAUAUAUGGACAUCUUGAUGUUAAGAAAGCCCUGCUACUCCUUCUGAUUGGUGGAGUGACAAAGGAAAUGGGAGACGGCAUGCGGAUUCGUGGUGAUAUUAACAUCUGCCUGAUGGGUGACCCUGGAGUUGCAAAAUCUCAGCUUUUGAAGUAUAUCACCAAGGUAGCCCCGCGCGCCAUCUAUACAACUGGAAGAGGAAGCAGUGGAGUUGGUCUUACAGCGGCCGUGAUGCGUGACCCCGUUACGGAUGAAAUGGUCCUUGAAGGCGGUGCCCUUGUCCUCGCAGACAACGGUAUCUGCUGCAUUGAUGAAUUUGAUAAGAUGGACGACGGAGACCGGACUGCUAUUCAUGAAGUUAUGGAACAACAAACAAUCUCGAUAUCCAAAGCUGGAAUCUCAACUACCCUCAACGCUCGUACCUCCAUCCUUGCAGCUGCUAAUCCACUCUACGGCCGGUAUAACCCGCGAAUUUCACCGGUUGAGAACAUCAACCUCCCCGCUGCUCUCCUCUCUCGUUUCGAUAUUCUCUUCCUCAUGCUCGACACUCCCUCCCGUGAUUCUGAUGAAGAACUCGCCAGCCACGUUGCUUAUGUACACAUGCACAACAAGCACCCUGAGACCAAUGCUGAUGAAGUAGUUUUCACUCCUGCCGAAGUACGGCAGUACAUUGCUAAAGCGCGAACAUUCCGCCCUGUGGUACCAAAGAGUGUCUCAGAGUACAUGGUGGGUGCAUAUGUCCGUAUGCGCAAACAGCAAAAGCAAGAAGAAGGAAGCAAAAAACAAUUCACUCAUGUCACACCACGAACUUUGCUGGGUGUCCUCCGACUGUCUCAAGCCCUUGCACGCCUUAGAUUCAGCGAGCGUGUGGUUACCGAGGAUAUUGACGAAGCCCUCCGACUGAUCGAGGUUAGUAAAUCUAGUUUACAUCAGGAUUCACAAUCUGGUAUGGACCACAGUCCUACAAGCAAGAUCUACAACCUCAUCUGCGCUAUGAGAGAGAGUGGUGCGGCUGCUAUCGGUGAUGGAGACGAAGGAACUCUCAGCAUGAAGAGGAUCCGGGAACGAGUUGUCGCGAAAGGAUUCACGGAUGACCAACUCAGCCAGGCCAUUGAUGAAUACGCAGAGCUUAGCGUCUGGCAAGUCAGUGGAAACGGCACUCGGCUUGUCUUUAUUGAAGCCGGGGACGGCGAUGCAAUGGAUUUGUAG
Messenger RNA from Nannizzia gypsea CBS 118893, 2430 nucleotides. RefSeq names its product DNA replication licensing factor mcm7. Gene Ontology annotation, molecular function: single-stranded DNA binding; ATP binding; single-stranded DNA helicase activity. Bases 1 to 2430 code for a protein of 809 amino acids. Gene Ontology annotation, cellular component: nucleus; MCM complex. Gene Ontology annotation, biological process: double-strand break repair via break-induced replication; DNA replication initiation; DNA strand elongation involved in DNA replication. Lineage: Eukaryota; Fungi; Ascomycota; Eurotiomycetes; Onygenales; Arthrodermataceae. The transcript has 4 exons. The record is from RefSeq and is a predicted model, not a curated record.